AUACUGUAUGUGCGAAUAUUAUUUGUGGAAGAACAAGCGUGAAUUCCGAAAUCAAAAUUCAUCAGGUAUAGGUAGAUAAUUCCUUUUUUCAUGUGCGCGCAUGACUUCGUCGGUGGCCGAAUUCAUUAGACGAGAAGUGCCCGAUUGGGAUGAUGAAGUCGUUGCAACGGCCCGAUUCAAGACCCUCAGCGGACAGAGGUCCGAUUGGGAACCCAGAUUCCUUUUCUGGAAGGAUUUGAUUCUCAAAGUUGCACGCCAUCUCGGCGUCUUCAUCAUCCAACCAUCCCAGGUCAUGUACAACUGGUUCAAUCGUGGAGGAUUGACACCCCUAUGCAUUGAGCAUGUUCUGCUGGAAAUGCAUAAAUCUGGUGAAAUUAUACAACGUAGGGAUCUUCUAGAUCCAACUAGUGGACGCCUGUCCCAAUUGUUUAAAAGAGUAAUGCAAUUGACAGGUGUAUCCAGAUCAUCACCACAGCAAGUUAUUUCAGAAGAUCAGUUCAUCCUAACUUUACUACUUCAGGAAAGAGCUGCAGAAGUUGUCACUUUUUUGUCUGAGAGCCGCUGGACUUCCUUCUGUGUUAUUACUAUGGGGAAGUUCCAGAGGAUUUGUAAAGGACCCGAUGAAGCUUCUGCAAUCUUGGGUUAUUUGUCAGGAUGUGGAAAAGCACGGUAUUUCUCGAUCAGUAAGAAGGAUUUCAUCGAGGGUAUCAAAGUUUCUCUUGGGCAAGGGACAGUUCCUAGCAUCUCAAGUCUUGAUUGUGAUGUUUUGCAUUUGAUUUGGACUACAGAAAAGCUUCAGCAACAACUUGAUGUGAUCGACCAACGUUGUGAAAUGUCAAGAAAAUCAGCAUUAGCAUCCCUGAGGACCAGAAACAAAGAUGUUGCCCUUAGGUAUGCGAAGCAAUUAAAAUUGGCACAUGAAAGCAGAGAAAAAUGCGCUUCCCUUCUGAACCGGGUGGAGGAAGUACUUAAUAUCAUUUCACAUGCUGAAUCCACAAAGAAGGUUGCUGAAGCUAUCCAAAUUGGAGCUCGUGCAAUUAAGGAAAAUGUGAUUAGUGUGGAAGAUGUCCAACUGUGUCUAGAAGAGCUUGAUAACAGUGUUGCUUCACAAAAGCUUGUGGAAGAAGCUUUUGAAUCAAAUCCACUCCAGCACACUGGUAUUGAAGAUGAUGAUGUUGAAGAGGAGUUCAAGAAACUGGAGUUGGAACUUGGUGAUGAAAGCUCACAAAACCUGAGACCCGGACCUUUUGUGUACUUGCCAACAGAAGUAGAGGGUGCAAAGGCUGCUGAAUCGUUAAGCAAUGCCUUGUCAGAUCUCAAGCUUAGAGGUGGUGCUGUAGGGCGAGAAGAGAGUCAGGAAUCCGCUGAAUCUGUGAGCAUCAAGCUACCAAUUCAACAGCCCGAGGCAGCUUAGCUUCAUUUAAAUUCUUGAAUUCACUAUUUGAAUUUUCUCCCCCCCCCUCCCCC
This is a messenger RNA of Telopea speciosissima, 1467 nucleotides long. RefSeq names its product charged multivesicular body protein 7. The record is from RefSeq and is a predicted model, not a curated record. Gene Ontology annotation, biological process: vesicle budding from membrane; late endosome to vacuole transport via multivesicular body sorting pathway. Gene Ontology annotation, cellular component: ESCRT III complex; cytoplasmic side of plasma membrane; multivesicular body. Lineage: Eukaryota; Viridiplantae; Streptophyta; Magnoliopsida; Proteales; Proteaceae. The transcript is spliced from 8 exons. The coding region runs from base 101 to 1414 and encodes 437 amino acids.